UACCCCACCAUCUCGGUGCCAGCCGUAAAUUAAAUCGAGCACACUCGACUCUGACAGCUCCUUUCGUUGAUGACGAAAAAGUCGUCAACUGCAGGGUUUCCUUUAGCUAACAUGCUUCUUCUAUAAAGCCUGACCCCGAAUAAUCAUGGCUUUGAAUCACCUGAACCUGCUGCGUCCUCUUCUCUGUCAGUCCCUGGCUCGGCAUGCCAGGCCCCCCCUCACAGUCACCUCAUGGAUCGGUGUCAGACCACCAACAUGUCUUGGCACCUGUCUGCACCCUGCUCCCGCAUGCAUCAGGCUCUACGCCACCAAGAAGGCUAAAGCCAAGGCAAGGGGCCAGUCAGCUAAGGUGAAUAUUAAUUCAGCCCUGGUGGAAGACAUCAUCAGUUUGGAUGAAGUGAAGGAGGACAUGACUGCAGUUCUCGGUGCACUUAAAGAUGAGUUCACACGCAACCUCAGCAUCCGAACCUCGCUAGGGGCUCUGGAUCACAUUGUGGUGACGACUCAAGAUGGGAAGUUUCCUCUGAACCAGCUGGGUCAGAUCUCCAUGAAGUCACCUCAACUCAUUAUGGUCAACAUGAGCAGCUUCCCUGAAGCUACAGCGGCGGCCACCCGCGCCCUGAGAGAGAGCAGCAUGAACCUAAACCCAGAGGUGGACGGGACGAUCAUCAAGGUGCCCGUUCCCAAAGUGACACGGGAGCACAGAGAGAACCUUGCCAAGUUGGCCAAGCAGUUCAGCAACAAGGCUAAAGACUCUCUAAGAAAAGUGCGCUCCAAUGCUGUCACCCAGGUGAAAAAGGCAAAAGAGGGACACUCUGAGGACACCAUACGACUCGUAGAAAAACAGAUUCAGCAGAUGGCAGACAACAUCGCCGCCGACAUCGACAAACAACUUGCAGCCAAGACCAAGGAGCUUUUGGGAUGAUUGUAAAACAAAAGAGCUAGAAGUCUUCAGUUACAUAUUUCACAGCCAGAGACAUGAACGAGAUGGAGAUGAUGCCUCUGGAUCCUCAACGGAAGCACAUUUUGGGCUGUUGAACGCACAAACUAAACCGUUUUUUUUCUUGACCACACCGUUGAGUACCCAUCAGUGCUGUAAUAUCUUCAUCCAGCUGCAUAAGGGCGUAAACAGAAACUGGCACGAAAAUGGCAACAACAAAAACAGACUGCCUGUCACCUCCCUCCUCUUCCUUGUUACUCUUCCUGUCUUCAAACAAACAUCCAACAGGCGACGAAUGGCCUUUUAAUGGGAUUUGUGGGCCUCCUCCUAAUCAAACUCCUUACCACAGGGGCUGUCUGUUUAUACAAAACAAGCGCGCUCAUCCGAAUGUAAACUGGCUGCGGGUUUGUCUUGGUGGCAAGAGUGAGACUCAGUUUGUUCUUGAUACUUAGGCAGAUACCAAUAGCGUGUUGCCAAACAUUUGUUUCACAUUGAUUCUAAGUCUGUUAUAAAUGCACAUCAGGAGGGAGGGGAAAAAAGACCUUUAAUUUCUGUCAAUGUCUAGGAUUGAUAACAUGGCUACUCUAUUUUAAACACAAUAAAGUCAGGAAAGAAACAUUAUUGAUGGACCCCAUUAAAGAAACACUGCUUUGAAGCAUGUGCGUCAUCUUG
Molecule: messenger RNA, 1612 nt
Organism: Cyprinodon tularosa
Lineage: Eukaryota; Metazoa; Chordata; Actinopteri; Cyprinodontiformes; Cyprinodontidae
Gene: mrrf
Product: mitochondrial ribosome recycling factor
Exons: 7
Coding region: 146-925 (259 amino acids)
Biological process (GO): translation
Cellular component (GO): mitochondrion
Molecular function (GO): ribosomal large subunit binding
Source: RefSeq, a predicted model, not a curated record